Messenger RNA from Caenorhabditis remanei, 336 nucleotides. RefSeq lists its product as uncharacterized. The coding region runs from base 1 to 336 and encodes 111 amino acids. The transcript has a single exon. NCBI's taxonomy places the organism in Eukaryota, Metazoa, Nematoda, Chromadorea, Rhabditida, Rhabditidae. The record is from RefSeq and is a predicted model, not a curated record.
AUGAUCAAACUCUCAUCCUCAAUCUUUUGUCACCAACGACCGACAGGACUCAAGACAGUAGCAGAAGAGAUGCCUGAGCUACUGGGACUACCCCAACCAAUUCCACUAACAUCCGAUAUAACAUCUCUCGACAGUACAAUUCAUCAUCCAUGUCGUAUCUAUACGGCUGUACGCGGUCCUGUUAUGGAAGCAAAUGAGACGAAUAGAAUGUUGAGUAAUCAUAGAGAACUUCAGAAACGACUUCUGAAUAUGUCAUUGCAAGGAGAAUCGGGCUAUUUUAUUGAUUGUUUUGAAACACCUGCUGCGCGAGAAAUUCGCAAUCCACAGUUCACUUGA